Sinocyclocheilus rhinocerous is the source of this 2821-nucleotide messenger RNA. Its product is annotated as dynamin-3-like. Lineage: Eukaryota; Metazoa; Chordata; Actinopteri; Cypriniformes; Cyprinidae. Gene Ontology annotation, molecular function: microtubule binding; GTP binding; GTPase activity. The record is from RefSeq and is a predicted model, not a curated record. The transcript has 22 exons. Gene Ontology annotation, cellular component: microtubule; cytoplasm; synapse. The coding region runs from base 330 to 2684 and encodes 784 amino acids. Gene Ontology annotation, biological process: synaptic vesicle budding from presynaptic endocytic zone membrane; receptor internalization.
UUGGCUGUCAGGUUACAACCACAAGUUGAGUUCAGCACAAACUAGUGGUUAAAAAAACAGUCGACUUCCACUGGAGAUAGUGCUUGUGGUUUCUUUAAUAUGUCGCCUUGUAAGUUUGUUUCUUUCGGUUCUUCGUGUAUAGAAUAUAGGCUGUGUGCUCUUAAGUUCAGUCACUGCUGCUCACGACAGAGUCCCGUACACGAGCGCCGUUAACGUUACUCUCAGCUGCCGCGGUCAGGACCAAACGCUCGGAAGAACUCAUUUCAGCAAAGGAGAAUUGUCCGCUGAGCCCGGUGGAUCGCGCGCCGCAUCCUCGCGGCUCCGUAACCAUGGGCAACCGGGGGAUGGAGGAGCUCAUUUCGCUGGUGAACCGCCUGCAGGACGCCUUCAGUGCCAUCGGACAGACCUGCGACCUGGACCUGCCGCAGAUCGCGGUGGUCGGGGGUCAGAGCGCAGGCAAAAGCUCUGUCCUGGAAAAUUUCGUGGGCAGAGAUUUCCUGCCAAGAGGCUCAGGAAUUGUUACAAGGAGACCGCUUGUCCUUCAACUCAUCAGUUCAACUUCAGAGCAUGCCGAGUUUCUGCACUGUAAAGGAAAGAAGUUUACAGACUUUGAUGAUGUCCGACGGGAGAUCGAAACAGAGACAGACAGAGUCACGGGAACAAAUAAGGGCAUAUCCUCCAUUCCCAUCAACCUUCGUAUCUGCUCUCCAAAUGUUUUGAACCUCUCUCUGAUAGAUCUUCCAGGCAUAACUAAAGUACCAUCAUGCCAUCGCACCAUCGGUGUGAUCACUAAGCUGGAUCUGAUGGACAAGGGCACAGAUGUCAGGGACGUGCUGGAGAACAGGUUACUGCCACUACGCAGAGGUUAUGUUGGUGUGGUAAACCGUAGUCAGAAGGACAUUGAGGGAAAAAAGGACAACAGUGCAGCUCUGGCUGCAGAAAGACGGUUCUUCAAGUCACAUCCUGCAUAUAGACAUAUGGCAGACUGCAUGGGCACUCUGUACUUACAGAGGCUCCUAAACCAGCAACUUACCAACCACAUUCGUGACACAUUACCAGCAUUACGCAGUAGACUACAGGGUCAGCUUCUGUCACUGGAUAAAGAGGCAGGGGAGUACAAGUGUUUGAACCCAGAUGACCCCUCGCGAAAGACCAAGGCCUUAAUGCAGCUGAUACAGCACUUUGGGCUAGAUUUUGAGAAGCGGAUCGAGGGAUCUGGGGAUCAGGUGGACACAGUGGAGCUUUCAGGAGGAGCCAAAAUCAACCGCGUCUUUCAUGAACGUUUUCCCUUUGAGCUUGUUAAGAUGGAGUUUGAUGAGAAAGAAUUACGAAGGGAGAUCAGUUACGCCAUUAAAAAUAUCCAUGGCAUCAGGACAGGCCUGUUCACACCCGAUAUGGCCUUUGAAGCCAUAGUGAAGAAGCAGAUUGUGAAGCUUAAAGGGCCGUGUCUCAAGUGUGUAGACAUGGUGAUUCAGGAGCUCAUCAACACAGUACAACAGUGUACCAACAAGUUAGAGUCCUUUCCAAAACUACGGGAGGAGACGGAGAGGAUAGUGACCACACACAUUCGGGAACGAGAGAGUCAAGCCAAAGACCAGGUUUUACUCUCACUAGAGAUUCAGCUCUCUUACAUCAACACAAACCAUGAAGAUUUUAUUGGGUUUGCAAACGCUCAACAGAAAACCAAUCAAACGAGUAAGAAGCCUUCAGCAGGGAACCAGGGUGCUGCCCCUCCUCCAUCCAGUCAAAUUGUGAUUCGCAAGGGCUGGUUAACCAUCAACAACAUCAGUCUGAUCAAGGGAGGGGCCAAGGAGUACUGGUUCAUGCUCACCGCAGAGAGUCUGUCCUGGUUUAAAGAUGAUGAGGAAAAAGAGAAGAAAUACAUGCUUCCUCUGGACAACCUGAAGGUACGAGACAUAGAAAAAGGCUUCAUGUCCAGCAAACAUGUGUUUGCCAUCUUUAACACAGAGCAGAGGAACGUGUAUAAGGACUACAGGCAUCUGGAGCUGGCCUGUGACACUCAGGACGAGGUGGACAGCUGGAAAGCCUCUUUGCUGCGAGCUGGGGUUUACCCAGAGAAAACCACAGUGGAUGGAGAGGGUUCAGCUCAGGCGGAGAGCUUCUCCAUGGACCCUCAGCUAGAACGUCAGGUCGAGACCAUCCGCAACCUGGUUGACUCAUACAUGAGCAUCGUCUACAAAAGCAUCCGCGACCUGAUGCCCAAGACCAUCAUGCACCUUGUCAUCAACAACGUAGAGGAGUUUAUCCACUCCGAGUUGCUGGCUCAGUUGUACUCCUCAGGAGAUCAGUACUCUCUGAUGGACGAGUCUCCUGAACAGGCCCUGCGCAGAGAGGAGGUGCUGCGUACUCACACUGCCCUGAAGGAGGCUCUAAACAUCAUCACUGACAUUUCCACCUCUACAAUCUCCACCCCGUUGCCACCCCCAGUAGAUAACUCCUGGCUCCAUAGUGGCUCUCUUCGCCGAAGGUCUCCUCCAGGUUAUAGUGUCCCUAAAAAGCAUCCUGCUCCUCCUGCUCCUUCUCUACCAAUUCACUUGGAAGCUCCUGCCCCACCAGUCUCCAACAGCAUAGACACCACGAACACUACCAGCCGCCCCAAACGAGUCCCUCCUAGUGUUCCCAGGAGACAGCCACCGGCGAUGCCCACUCAACAGCUACACUGAGACACAAAUGCCCACCUGUGAGAGAAAAAGCACCAACGACAAGAUCUGCUUGAAUUGUCAUUAAGAGGACAGCAAAGAUUCACAUCUUAGACACAGUGGAAAACUAUCAAAACAGAUUUGGAGAUAGCAAAAGUCUU